This is a messenger RNA of Trypanosoma conorhini, 5871 nucleotides long. RefSeq names its product transferase. Bases 1 to 5871 code for a protein of 1956 amino acids. The record is from RefSeq and is a predicted model, not a curated record. Gene Ontology annotation, molecular function: protein kinase activity; ATP binding. Lineage: Eukaryota; Euglenozoa; Kinetoplastea; Trypanosomatida; Trypanosomatidae. Gene Ontology annotation, biological process: protein phosphorylation. The transcript has a single exon.
AUGCGGCUGUCCCACCUGCGUCUCCACGACAGCAGCGGCAGUAGCAACGCGUCUCGCGGUUCGCGCAGUGUGACAGAGCAGAGCUUCAAACCGCCGCACAAAGGCGCGGCGUCGACGGCCCCUCCCGUGCUUCAUCCCUCAAACGUUGCGCCACUGAGGAGCUUCGGGCCUCAAGAGGAGUAUGCGGCGUCGUUCGACGCUUCCUCUUCAGGGAGUACCACCUUUCCUGUCGCGACUCACGCAGAGGCGCUAUCAGAAGGCCGUCGUGUGGCGCCUGCGCUCCACCGCACGGCCGCGUUGGCUCCAUCUUACAGCGUUGUGAGUGAUGCGAUGAAAGAUCGCCUAGACGGCACGACGAGGGAAGGCGGGGGCAGCGUCCAGCUCGUGAGUAAGCAGCGCACGACAUGGGCGGGAGCCGGUGCUGCUGCUGCUGCUAACCGCAGCAGUGGAAACUACGAUGAUCUGAGUGCAUCCUCUGCCUACGACAAGCGGGUGAAGUCACCGUCAACAGUGAGGUCAAGCAAGGCAGGCACGGUGGACUCCCCUCUAGAGAUACCGACCCCAGAGCCAUCACAUGUAGAGGUCCCCAAGCGACAACCGCCUGUGCGGGGGAGUGUCAGACGCACGAUGACACCUGAUGGCCGACAGGCAUGGGUGCUUUUUUCUCCACGCCGUGGAAUUCGUUACUGUUCGGACUCCGUGCCAAAGGCAGCUGUUACUGGAUGGAACAGGAAGGUGGUGGGCUCCCCUCCCGACCAUCUUCCCCGACGCGUGUUAGACGUUGUUGCGGGUGGAAUUGGGGGCGCGCGAGGUGUGGGGAAGUCGAAUAAGGCCCCUUCCGGCCGCGAUCAACCAUCGGCUGUGGGUGGUGGUCACAACCUUAAUAGAAACCCUGAACCAAAGCCGCCGCAGCGCUUUGCUGUGCCCCACUUCGCGGAGGCGAAGGAGCGGAGGGUGCUGCUUCGAGCAGAAAAGGAAGGCUAUCAGAAUGACCAUAUGCAUAAUGACGAGUAUAGUGACAGGUCAUGGGCCACGUUGCGUCGGUGGCUUUUGCGCAAGUACCGAAAGACGAAUGGUAAAUUACUCUGUAGCAAGAGCGAGAUUGCUGCAACGCUGCAGGAGUGGCGCCGGGGGCUCGGGGCUGCAGCGGAGUCCCUUCUUCUUUUACUGCAGCCUGUGCGCGUGGAGAGUGGGGGCGGCUCACGGUGGUUUCCGCUUCCACGUGGGUGGAUGCCGUCUUCUGGCGCGGUGAUCCCCUUCUCCGCCCAAACAAUGAUGGAGCCCUCAGGGCACUUCGCCACAGCCCCCGUGCGCAGGAGCAGCCAAUGUACGACCGGGCACACGGCGGGGCUUGACGAUGACACCAUCGUGCCUAAAGGGUUCCCCAAUGCGUCGUAUUCCACUUCGCUGAAGCGUGCUGUGCUGGGUAGUGGGCAGGACCCCGAAUCCCCGCCGCUGCGUGUUGGAAUUGACGUCAGCGAGGAUGACUACGCGAAGGCGUUUUUCAGCCUUGACCCUCUCCCCAUCCAUGACGCGGACGACGUUGCCGUUUACGCGUCGCUCCUGCACAAGGGCGGCACCCUUGCCGCCGCUCCUGGUACAACUUCGCCACAGUGGCUUUCAACUGGGGCAAAGCUUACGGAGAAAGGCGAUGAGGGGGAGGCAGAUGAAGAGGACGAAGAGAAAGAAGAAGAGAAUGCAGCUGAGGAUGCAGCCGCGAGGCGGAGAGGCAGUACACGCAGUAGAGCGACAACAACGAGGCAACAUUGCCGUGAAACUGCAGGAAGAUAUGGAUUGUGGUGCAUCCUGGAGCCUCUUACGGAAGAGGUAAGUGUGGCUGCCACAGCAACCCGAGAGCCCUCAAGUUUCUUAGCCAACACGCGUGGCAUGGGGAGGAGGCGAGACGAUGUUCAAGUGCCUCGGUGGUGCCUUCAAAUAUGCGGGGGAGCAUUACCACGGCGGUACUGCGUUUCCUCUAGUUCCUCCGUGGAGAGCUCCGUCAUCUCUUACCCUGAUGAUGUUGAGACCGGUGCAUCCAACACCGUGGUGGCUGCACGUUUCGAAGCCCUUUUUUUCCCCCAACCUCCUGAUUACCCUUCGAACAUGUUUGGUCCUCGCCUGACGGUAUCCGCCGCGGUUUCGGCGACGCCGCCCAUUUGUUCUAUCCCCCUCACUCCCCAGCUCCUCCGCGCGAGUGAGGUGCCACAUUAUAGAGCGAUACUUAUGCAGCAGGGAGAGCGUGUUCGACUGCGGCAUGAACAGGAAGAAGGUUUUGUACUUGGGCAAGGCGAGAACCGAGAAGAACUUUUCCUUUUACUCACGCAAGUUACGGUGAAUGCCACUCAAAAGUAUUGUUUGGAUCUCAGUGUCUACCUCAUGCCUUGCCGGUUGCUUCGCACAGAUUCUAAUGCAUUCAAACCUUCCCCAGUUGCCGCGUUGGUGGAGGUGCCAUUGCUUCAUAGCAGUCCUGUGAUAACCGCGACGCGGCGGGUGCACGGCGCCAAACUCAUAUUCACCACAAAAAAUGCAUUUGUAAAGGCGUAUCGGGCAAUUUUGUGGGCAAGUGUAGUGAAUACCACGGCGAUGCGUCCGAUGGCCGACAUACCAGCUUAUUUAUGCGACAAAAGCGGGGAAUCGCCGUAUAUGGCACUUCAAUGUUUUGCUCCCCUUUCACAAAAAACGGAGCGGUGCGCUUUUGACGCCUAUCGGGAACAGUGCGUGCAGCACGUUGCGUCUGUGCUUUUAAAAGAGCGUGAUUUCUUUGGAGUGGACGCGUAUCGAUUGGAGGAUUUCGCGCUGGGCACUGCGUCUAAUAGAGGCAAACGAAAGCCGCUUUCUUCAGCCGCAACGCUGCCCCUCACGACAUGUGCAUUUUCUUCCGCGGUCGCCUAUGAUGUGUACGGUGUUGUCUAUCGCGCGGUACAUACUCCCAGCGCACGGGUCUUUGAUGUACGCGUGCUUCCGCGCAAUUCGACAAAACUUCUCUGGGCGGGUGCCACUGCAGUUGGGGGGGAUUGCGGCAGCGCGGGUGACUCAGUUUCACUACCUGUGAUGGAAGCGGCACUUGUGGCGGAGUAUCUCUCGCGUAUGCCUUUCCAGAACCCGAUUGCCGCCGUAUUAUGCGAUGCCCACAAGUUGUACGUCGUUUCCGCCCCUAUUUUUUCAGUGCUUUCUGAAGCAAAACGUCACACUCCUCCCCCUGCUACUUCGAUACCCCACCCUUGUCAUGGCUUUGGGGUUGUUUCGCUUCAGUGCUUCAUGGAAAAGGUGCUACGUUCCCCUCACACGUUGUUUUCCACGCGUUGGGAAUUGGCGCGUCUCGUUGCGGCGCAGUUGCUAUUGACACUCAUCUCACUUCAUGGAAAGGGUGUUGUGCUUGGGCCUUGUGCCCCAAGGCGGUUCUUCCUGCAGUGCAAUCCGGACGCGGUAAGUCGCGGUGCUGUGGGCGCUGACGACAAGAAGGAGGAGGGUUUGACAACAGGCGAUUUUCAUCUUGUGGUUGCUGCCUUUGGUGUUACCUCGGAUGCCUGGGUGUAUGAGCGGCAGCAGCCUGGGGUGGUGGAGUACAUUCCCCCGCGUUACCUCUUCCGCGUCGCCCACAGCACGGUGCUUGGGGCCUCUGGGGCGUCUGAGUGGACCGUUGGAGAUGACUACUGGUCAUACCUCUGCUUAGUUUUUGAGCUUUUUUCUGCGACUGGAGAGCCGCUGGUGGCGGCACCGUCAAGGCCAAAAGAAGAAGGUGAGCACCGGGACCCCAAUGCGACGUCGCCCCAGCGUCAAAGGGAAAUUAUGCAGCUAUGGAAGGCCGUUUUUUCUUUGCCGCCUGCUUCCGCAACCAGCGGUGAGGCAAAUCUGCAUCGAGAGCCGGCGGUGACGCAAGCGCUGCACGAUUUUGUGCAGUCACGCGUAGCGGCUGCCAUUCUGCACAAGGUCGAGGCAUGGGUGACGAUGGAGGAGCAUCACCCACGCUCAGACGGUUCAAACGUACGACAACCCCGUGAAGCUGAAAGGAGCCGCACACGUGCUACCCCUGGAGCUGUCUCGCUGGCCGAUGCCUAUUGGGUGGCUUUGCGCUCACAUCCCUCCUCGCUGCUUUCAACAGGAGGGGAGGUAGCCGGUGCUGCGGCUACCGCGGACUUUGCUGUUGCCGAUGCUGCCCAUUUUGCAGAGAGCAUUAAGUCUACGCAGGCCUCCAUGCUGACCAUUCAACACUUUUGCCAAAUUCUUGUAGGCAUGGCUCUACAGUCGACAGCAGCUUGUAUCGACAAAGCCGCGCACCGUCUGACGUGGACCCUCUUGUCGCACCCGUUUUUUAUUGGUAUAGACUUUGCAAAGUUGUUUGAUGGCAACUUGCCCGUUCCUCACGCGAAAUUUGUAUGCGGUAAGCUGCUUGGUAAGACGCUGCUGGGCGCGGCGACGUGCGCAGCUUCCGGGAAGUCGAAUAGGCACGGAAGCGGAUCCCCGACUAGGGGUGGACUGCAGCAGCCGCGGUUGCCGUCUUAUUCGGGUCUGCAAGCGGCGCAUCGAUUGUGUGUGCCUCUCGCUUUGCUCCCCAUGGCCGCCGAUGACGGGGAAGGUGGAGGUGCCCGGGGUAAGGAUGACGCAUUUACCCCGUCAUCCUCGCGUAGCGCAGGCGGCAGCAUCCACGGCAUCUACAAGGCCAGCGAAAUUGAAGAGAUGGAGCAGGUGCAAGAAGAGGUACGCCGGGCCUUGAGGACUUUCGCCUCCACGGAUACAGCAUCCCCAUCUCUGUUGGUUGCUAGGGAGCAAAAGCAGCCAAAGCGUGAUGGUUGUCCUCGUGAUUCACUGACGGUGGCCCCGCUGACUGCUGUGGGGAAAAUGGCCCUUAAGGAAGAGGAUGACGAGGGGGAAAAGAAUCCUGCUACAUCCACGUGGAAGCGGUUGCAGCAGAGAGCGACACUGUCGGCAAGAAGCGCGGCAACGAACUCGGACAUCCGCCCUGAGGAGCGUCCAUCGAAGUCUCUGUUUCCUGCGGCGUGGGACCCGACGGGUGGUCGUGUGAGCCCUUUCUCUCUGCCCUCCCACUCCUCCAUUUCACGCGCGCUUGCGUCCGCGGAUCCGCUGCGGCAAACCGGCGUGGAUCGGAGGCAUUGCCCGCUGGGGGAGCGCUUCCUCCACGUGGCCAAUGACGAUCACGAUCGCGACCACGACGAACGACGGUCUGGACUGCGUGGUCAGGGGGAGUUGCUUCAGGUGGCGGCGGCAGUGACGGUGCCCUCUGGCAUCCAAGAGGAUCGACCUGGUCAUCAGCAGCAACAGUGGCGACAGGAGCAGGGGCACGACGGUGGUGGCGCUUCCCCUGCUUCUUCCGCCACGCAUGGCACUAGGCGACCGGCAAGCGCACGAGAUGGCGUGCGUGGGAAGAAGAUGGCGGCCGACGCGGGUGACGACUUUUUGAUCCGCGUGCAGGGUGCCUCCCUGACCACGGUGCUUCCUCACACUGCAGAGCCUGCGCCUGCACCAUGUAGAAAAAGUGCGAGCGAUGCAUUCAUGUUGGUGCCCUCCGACGACGACGAUGACGACGAGGAUGGUGAAGAUGAGGCCUGUAAGAGGAAGAAGCAUGAGGGGGAAGUGAAAGCGAGGACAGUGGGGGUGUCCGUGCCUCGGGCGGAGAGAAACUCCUUGCUUCCAAGAAGUUUCGGGGUUGUUCGCCGGCGACAGAGCAGCAGAGCAAGCUACAGUACGAGUACGUUUAAAAGCUCCACGUGGAUGGCUUCCGUGCCUUCAUUCGACGCGUUGGAUCCGCAUCAACAUCAGGUGGGGGCUGACGAGGCAAUAUGGGAGCUUGUGCACGACGACGGCGAGGAUGACGAGGGAGACGACAAGCACGUAACUUUUUAUCAUAUGUGA